UAACCACGUUUUUAGUAGAAACAACACUCCACCGAUCAUCGGCGAUUCCUCCCGUCAACCAUGGCUUCCCUAUCCUUCCUCUCUUGCCGUCCUACCUCCUCCUUACUCCGCCGCCACCACCACCACCACCAUCACAAUGCCGCCAUCACUAACCCUACACACCUUCCCGCCAUCACUUCUCCUCGAUUUCUGACCAUUAAAGCCUUCUCUGCUCCAUCCCCCGUCCAACCACUAACCCAAGACGAUCUCAAAAAACUCGCCGCCGACAAGGCCGUAGAAUACGUCACCUCCGGCAUGGUUCUCGGACUCGGCACCGGUUCCACCGCCGCAUUUGUCGUCUCCAAAAUCGGUGAACUCCUCGCCUCCGGCCAACUUAAAGACAUCGUCGGCGUACCCACUUCGAAAAGAACCCAAGAACAAGCGGCAUCGCUGGGAAUCCCUUUAUCGAUUCUCGACGAUCACCCGAAGCUCGAUCUUGCAAUCGACGGUGCAGAUGAAGUUGACCCAGAUCUCAAUUUGGUCAAAGGCCGCGGCGGCGCUCUCCUCCGUGAGAAGAUGGUGGAGGCGGCUUCCGAUAAGUUUGUGGUGGUUGUGGAUGAUUCGAAGCUUGUUUCUGGUUUAGGUGGAAGUGGGUUAGCAAUGCCGGUGGAGGUUGUGCAGUUUUGUUGGAAGUAUAAUCUGGUUAGGCUUCAAGAUUUGUUUAAAGGUGAAGGUUGUGAUGCAAAGUUGAGAUUGGAUGGAGAUGGGAAGCCUUACGUUACUGAUAAUAUGAAUUACAUUGUGGAUUUGUAUUUCAAGACACCAAUUAAGGAUGCAUGGGCUGCUGGUAAGGAGAUUUCAUCGUUUGAAGGAGUGGUGGAACAUGGGUUGUUUCUGGAUAUGACCACCGCGGUCAUUAUCGCCGGAAAAGAUGGAGUUAGUGUGAAGAGCAAGUGAAUUGAGGAAUUGAUUUGAUUGAUGGGCAUUCGACUUCAAACAAUCGGCUUGAUCGGGUGAGUCCAAAACAAUGUUGAGAUGUUACCAUUCUUUUUGGGUGUGAAGGUUAAUUCUUAUCUAAUGAAAAUAUGUCAUAUACUCAUCUUUGAAUCUUGAUGUAUUAGAUUGUACAAUAACAUGAAGAUCUCUUUUGUAACUCAUAUCUUGAAUCUUGAUCAAGUGUACAUGUUUAUAGCUCCA
Cynara cardunculus var. scolymus (artichoke) is the source of this 1176-nucleotide messenger RNA. Its product is annotated as probable ribose-5-phosphate isomerase 3, chloroplastic. The coding region runs from base 61 to 936 and encodes 291 amino acids. Lineage: Eukaryota; Viridiplantae; Streptophyta; Magnoliopsida; Asterales; Asteraceae. Gene Ontology annotation, molecular function: ribose-5-phosphate isomerase activity. The transcript is spliced from 2 exons. Gene Ontology annotation, biological process: pentose-phosphate shunt, non-oxidative branch. The record is from RefSeq and is a predicted model, not a curated record.